Molecule: messenger RNA, 1647 nt
Organism: Exophiala spinifera
Lineage: Eukaryota; Fungi; Ascomycota; Eurotiomycetes; Chaetothyriales; Herpotrichiellaceae
Exons: 2
Coding region: 1-1647 (548 amino acids)
Cellular component (GO): Set1C/COMPASS complex
Molecular function (GO): transcription cis-regulatory region binding
Source: RefSeq, a predicted model, not a curated record
AUGGACGACUCAUCUGGGCGCGGGCAUAGGGAGAAGAAGCCCAGUGAAAAAGUCAAAGAGCAGGUGUCUAGCAAGAUCGACAGAGUUGACGACGACGAAAGGGCAAUCGUACUUCCCACCUACAUUGCCCCGAACGACCCAAAGUUCUUUCAAGACCAGAAAGAGGUCCCCAAGAUAUACGACCACACGAAAAGGGGUACCGACGGCGAAAGAAUUGAAUUCUACUCACUAGGCACCCACGUCGAGAGUAAGGAAAAGCGAUUCUAUGUCCGCGCGAAAAGAGACCCAGAUACCUUUUAUUUCCACGCCGAUGAAGCCCCUCCCAGAUAUGCCCGGCUCAGCGACGAGAACCACCCACAGUGCGGUGUCGAAAGCCUCAAGAACGUCUUUACCAAGGAUAUGCUAGGCAAGAGCGGGGAGUUUGGGAGUUACACAACAAGAGCAAACGUGUUUGCAAGAGAAGGAAAGUUCUUCUUCGAAGCAAAGGUCUUAAGUAUUGCUCCUCCAGGCAGGGAGGAACCAGACCGCGCUCUGGCCGACAGUCAGAACUCUGACAGAACAGCGACCAACCGAGGAGGGCUGCGCGUUGGCUUUUGUCGACGAGAACACCACUGGAGCGAGAAUCUCGGUGGCAAUGCGUACAGUUAUGCGGUGGUCCUACGGAGUGGUCGAGCACGAGAGUAUGGCAGCGUUCGGUUCAACACGUUAAUGUACCACAUGCAAGGUGAAGGUGGGAAGGACCCCGAAGACCUGUCUCCCGGCGAUGUAGUUGGUCUUAUGAUCACGUUGCCUUCCCUGGAGGUGCACAAGAAGGUUGUUGAGGGCACAUACAACCCGGCCGAACACCCAGAUCUAAAGUGCGGUCCUGCAAACACCAAGAAGAAGUCAGGUCCAGGCAAGAAAUCUGCUAAGGGCGGGGCGAAGCCCAAAGAUGGUGAAGUUGUGAAGAGCAAAGAUGAAUCGAGCAAGAAAUCCACCUCACGGAGUUCCAUACGGGCUGCUUUACAACCUUUGUACGGACUCACAAUCCCCUCAGAUCACGACAUUAUCCGCGACCGAAAUCCUUUUCUUCACAAAGGCAUGACAUAUUUCGAAUGCCCCGAAUACACACCGAACCAUGAUCUGAGCCGGCCAACGUUGAACUCGAAAAACAAAUCCAUCAACCCCGAGACCGGUAAGAAGUAUGACCUACUCACCGAUCCUCAUCCCAACACCGAGCUCCCGCAUUUACGUACUCUUCCCGGAAGCAAGAUCGAGCUCUGGGUCAAUGGGAAAUACCAUGGGGUGGUGUGGGAGCACCUCUUUGCAUUUCUUCCGCCAGCCUCGUCUAUCGAGAAGGGCAGUCGCGCUGUCACAGGCCAGGGAGAGGUAGAUGAUGGGUUACUGGGCUACUACCCGGCCAUCAGUCACUAUACUGGUGGCGCAAUUGAGUGUAAAUUUGACGGACCGUGGUGGUACGGCUAUGCACAAGACGGACCCCAACAUCCGGAUGCUCGACCUAUCGGCGAACGAUAUCAGGAGCAAAUUGUUGAAGACAUGGUCAACGAUUUGGUGGACGAGGUCUAUCAGGAAAAGUUAUAUCAUGAUGCGGACUGGAUGAAGAAGAAAGUAUUGAAUGCAGCGGCGCUCAAUGUGCCGCAUGCCUAA